UAUAUAAAUCAGUUUCACAUACCUACUUACUUAUUACGUCGCAAAAAAAACAAUCGUUAUUAUUGAGAGUUUCUUUACAAUAGGAAUCGCAAUAGUUUGCAUACAGAGUGGUUAUAAUGUCUGUUAAUGUUUACUUUCCGUUUGGAGUACCAAUAAACAUUAAAUUCACACAGGACACACCUAUUUUACAGAUUCUUAAAGAAGCUUGUGGUAAACAAAAUCUUAAUCCAAGUGAAUACGAUUUAAAAUACCAUAAUAAAACCUUGGAUGUUAACAUGACAAUUCGUUAUGCUCGAAUUGCAAACAAUGGAAAGUUAGAUGUAGUUAAACGUAACAUACCAAGAGCAGUGUCAAAUGUGAGAAUUUGUGUUCAGUUGGAAAAUCGAGAAAGAAAGAAUGGUGAAUUUUCCCCAGAUGUAAAUAUACAAAAAGUUCUAAGUGACUUAAAAGUAGAGUACGAUGCAGAAACAGCUGUUAUUAUUUUUACACAAAAAGAGAUAUAUAGUAAAGAUUUUGAAACUGUAACAUUGUUGUCUUUGGGGCUGGGAGCGGGGUCGGCACUCCUUAGACUAUUCCACAGAGAUCCAGAAAGACCCCGGGAGCAGGCUCAUGUGUAUGUUCCCCCAACUCCAAAAGUUUCUAUAAUUGAAGAUGAUCGUGGGAGAACUGAGUCUGCUGUUGGUGAUGACAAAGACCGGGAACCUUCAGUUGCAAAACCCCUGAAGAAUCAUGCUUUUGAUCCUAUAUGUGCUAUCAGGGCAGAAAAAAUGGUUCCUCCAAAGGAGAGCCCUGAACAAGCAAAAAAAGUUGAACCAAGUCAAAGUGAAAAUGAAAAAAAUGCUAUAGAGCAUACUCGCUUAGAAAAUGUUAAUCAAUCGGAGAAAGUAGAGCCAAUGCAAAUUGAUACUCGGAAUGAAGAGAAUGCAACAUUGAUCGUUGAAGAACAGUCCACGCAAGAACCGCAAAUUUAUUAUCUGGAUGAAGAAAAACAAGCAUUACUGUUUAAUCAAGCGGGAGCCCAAGCUAUGCCUCAAGUAGAAAUUCCAGAUGACUUUUUCGACUUGACAGUUAAAGAUAUAAGGCUUUUGCACAUAGACAUGCAAAGAUUAAACGACCGACUGAAAGAAUCUCCCCUGAUGACUGAAAAACUGAGAAAUCUGGAAAAAGAAAAAAAUGUCUUGACAACAAUUCAUAAGUAUACAAAAGCUGUGAUAAGAAUUUAUUUUCCUAAUCAACUAGUGCUCCAAGGUAUCUUCAGGCCGUUGGAAUCGGUACAGGCAAUCAAAGAUUUUGUGAAAGCUUAUCUUGAACAUCCACAAACCGAUUUUGCACUUUAUACAACGCCGCCUCGUUACAAUUUGGAUUCAGGGAAAAGCUUGUUGGAUGAAAACUUGGUGCCUAGCGCCAAAAUUUAUUAUUCUGGUAGUUCUGACCUUAAGCCGGAAAUCAAAUCGAAAAUGACUGAUGCCUCUGCUGCCUCUUACGCAGCUACGAAAAUAAGACUGAAAACGAUGCGAAAUGAUGAUGCUUUAUUCGACGACUCAGCUGGUCCCAGCAAUACACCAGAAAGACAUCAGCCAAAACCUCAAAAAUCUAGCUCUGAUAAAAUACCAAAGUGGUUCAAGCCAUCAAAAACAUAAAUAUUCAAUCGACGCUUCAUACAGUUCCUCACAAUCAUUGCAGAAAAAAUGUAUAUUUCGUUGAAUAUCAGAAUGUUUCGUUUAUUGUGCGUUUUACGAUUCUU
Molecule: messenger RNA, 1744 nt
Organism: Copidosoma floridanum
Lineage: Eukaryota; Metazoa; Arthropoda; Insecta; Hymenoptera; Encyrtidae
Product: tether containing UBX domain for GLUT4
Biological process (GO): intracellular protein transport; glucose homeostasis
Cellular component (GO): cytoplasm; vesicle membrane; nucleus
Molecular function (GO): protein binding
Source: RefSeq, a predicted model, not a curated record